AUGCGUGGUGAAUGUCCGGUACCCCGCUGUGGUGGUUUCUUGGAACUCUACGGUUGUCGCGAGGUUCUGCCAAAGAUUCUUUUCGAUCGGUGGGAUAAGUUAUUGUGUGAAGCUGCUGUUGUUGAGAAUGAGAGCGAGAGAUUCAUGUAUUGCCCCUUCAAGGACUGCUCUGCCCUUAUGAUCGUCAACGAUGAUUCACCGACGGAAUCAGAAUGCUCUAACUGUAAUAGACAUAUCUGCGUCACGUGCGGGGAAGUUUGGCAUCAUGAGAUCACGUGCGAAGAGAAUGAAGAUAGAGUGGUGAUGGAGGUAGCGGCAAAGAACCGGUGGAAGAGGUGCCAAACUGCAGGUUCUUUGUUGAGAAAAGACGUUUCAGCUGCGAUAAAAUCUUUUGCAGGUGCGGACAUUUGUUCUGUUAUCGCUGUCGAAAUAGUUUGGGUUCUCCGUCCAUCUGUGAGUGUUAUCACAUCGCCACCCUACUCCGUCCCAUGA
Molecule: messenger RNA, 492 nt
Organism: Arachis ipaensis
Lineage: Eukaryota; Viridiplantae; Streptophyta; Magnoliopsida; Fabales; Fabaceae
Source: RefSeq, a predicted model, not a curated record